CGAUCGAGGCGGUCGGUCCGAUUACGGACUUCUCCAUCGUCAAACCCGAGCCCCAUGCUGGAGGCCUCCGGUCCGCUGGUGAUUCAGUUUGUGGUGAACCAGCGUUGGAAUCAGAGGCCUCGCUUCCCGGACAAACCCCUCCCUCCUCGGAGCAACUAGUCAACCUAAGCCAUCCGGUGUUACAUCACUCGAUCCAGACCAGCCAUUAUCAUGGAGCAGAAAUUCAACGAGUCGGCGGAAAAGGUGAAAACCUUCACUAAGCGACCGACCGAUGCCGAGCUGCUCGAGCUGUAUGCGCUCUUCAAACAGGCCACGGUCGGCGAUAACGAAACCGAAAAGCCGGGAAUGUUCGAUCUGAAGGGAAAGGCCAAAUGGCAAGCGUGGGUUGAUCGCAAGGGUACCUCCAAGGAUGCCGCAAUGGAGGCCUACGUAAAGCUAGUCGAGGAGCUGACGGCGAAAUAUCUGUAACGCACCGGAAGCGACGGGUUUUGGAGUGGGUUUUAAGAUUUUUUCUGUGAGAGGAUAAUUCGAAAUCAGACAGGAAUUGGGAUCCUUUGGGGCAUGAAUUGUUGCUAGAAUUAUCUGUGUUUUUUGUUCUAUUUGUUUAAGACAAAAUAUACUUUUAAAGUAAA
Molecule: messenger RNA, 632 nt
Organism: Anopheles darlingi
Lineage: Eukaryota; Metazoa; Arthropoda; Insecta; Diptera; Culicidae
Product: acyl-CoA-binding protein homolog
Exons: 3
Coding region: 211-468 (85 amino acids)
Biological process (GO): fatty acid metabolic process
Molecular function (GO): long-chain fatty acyl-CoA binding
Source: RefSeq, a predicted model, not a curated record